Molecule: messenger RNA, 3537 nt
Organism: Zeugodacus cucurbitae (melon fly)
Lineage: Eukaryota; Metazoa; Arthropoda; Insecta; Diptera; Tephritidae
Gene: Hsf
Product: heat shock factor protein
Exons: 13
Coding region: 489-3143 (884 amino acids)
Biological process (GO): regulation of DNA-templated transcription
Molecular function (GO): DNA-binding transcription factor activity; sequence-specific DNA binding
Source: RefSeq, a predicted model, not a curated record
UUGUUGUGAAUUUUCAUCAAAUGAAAAAGUGAACGAGUGAAGUCAGACGUUUUUCAAUACGCUAAAUAAUUUUAGUAAAAAUAUAAAAUAUCUUUCAAUAAGAGUGUAAAAGUAAUAAAAAAGUGUUGUACUAUUAUAUUUUCACACGCAAUAUUUGUUUUUGAGGCAUAUAUUUACUGGAUUUGCUUUUAAAAUAUUGGUAAAAAGUUGGAAAUUUUCCCUUGCCUGUUUUGCUUCGAAUGCCAUAUUCGUGAUGGUCGUUCUACGUUUUGGUAUAAUAAAAAGUGAUCAAAUAAGAGUGGAUAGAAAGGAGAAGUGAAAUCGAAAAACAAAAAACUAGAGCAGUUGUCAAAAAGUCAUACAUAAAUAAAUUCAAAUCGAAAUACAUAAGCAGUGUAAUAAAGUUUGUUUGUAAUAAAGAGUUGGAAAUGAUCUCCAGUUUUUAAUCGAUAAGUGCAAAGCAAAAAGAAAGUGAAGAAACCAUCUAUAUGGCUAACACGCGUAGUAAAAUCGACGGGAAAACAAAACAACGGGGAAUAGAAAAUAUAUUUUAUGACGACGCACAGGAAGACAGAAUUUCUGCAGCGAAAUCAUCUAAAAACAAAAUAAGUGCUAAUAAAAUACCAUCAAGCAUAAGACAUUUAGAAGCAGAUCAACUAAAACAAGAAGACACAGGAAAAGAGCAAAUGCACACUUUUAGUGAAACAGGUGCCGGUGUGCCGGCCUUCUUGGCUAAGUUAUGGCGUUUAGUGGAUGAUCCGGAUACCAACCAUCUAAUCUGCUGGAAUAAGGAUGGUCGAAGUUUUAUAAUUCAAAAUCAAGCCCAGUUUGCACGAGAAUUGUUGCCCCUGAAUUAUAAGCAUAAUAACAUGGCGAGUUUUAUUCGGCAGUUGAAUAUGUAUGGCUUUCAUAAAAUAACAUCAAUUGACAAUGGAGGUCUAAAGUUUGACCGGGAUGAAAUGGAAUUCUCACAUCCCUGUUUCAAGCGAAAUUGUCCAUAUUUACUUGAGCAUAUUAAACGUAAAAUCGCCAACACAAAGAGUUUGGAUGACAAAUCAGGUUUGAAGCCUGAAGCUGUCACGAAAGUGCUGCAAGAUGUGAAGGCGAUGCGAGGUCGACAGGACUCGCUUGACUCACGUUUUUCUGUGAUGAAACAGGAAAAUGAAGCUUUAUGGAGAGAAAUAGCUUCGCUGCGACAAAAACAUGCCAAACAGCAGCAAAUUGUCAAUAAACUCAUACAAUUUUUGAUCACAAUUGUUCAACCAUCACGCAACAUGACGAGUGUGAAGCGGCAUAUGCAGUUGAUGAUUCAUGAUACGCCGGACAGUGCUAAGCUUCGCAAAAAGAGUGAAUCCGAAUCUGAAUGCGGACCAGUUAUUCAUGAGCUUGGUGAGGAGUUGCUUGACGAAGUCGCCGAUCCGGAUAUUGAUUUAAUGGAUACAUCGAGUCCAUAUGGGAAAAUUAUUUCAAAUAAUGACACAGAUGGCAAUGGUUCACCGCUAAACAUUGAGCGACCUCAUUCUAGUAUCAGCCAAGCAUCCCAACACUACGAAUUUUCGAAUCAGAGUGCCGAGGACGCUGUUAACGCUGCAAUGACAGCUCCGAGCUGUGGUGUUGGUGGUAGUGGUAAUGCAAAUGCAACCAACAGCAUGAUCUCACAGAAGAUCGGUGGUGGAUCCGAUUCAUCAAUUAUACAGUCAAUAAAUCCGGAUGGAUCGCAAAUUGUCUAUCACGUUACUGAGGUACCCGAUGUAAUAGACCCACAUCAUAACGACUUCAUGCCGGGUGCAUCACCAAGUUAUAGUGAGGAAAACGUGUUGACUACCCCCAUGGUGCGCGAACAAAUGGCACGCACACAACAGCUGAAACAAAGAAAUAAGCGCCGACGUAAGCAAAUGGAUGAUGAUACAGCAAACGUUACUGCAUCAACGUCGAAGAUGAGAAACGUUGGCGGAGCACGGCAGUCGCCACAAUUAAUCAAAUGCGAGAAAAAACAAUCAAUCGAUCCAAUGGCAUUCUUAAAUGAUUUCCCAGACGACCGUAACACCCAAGCGGAAUUUCCAAAUGUUUCCUCGAAUCUUAAAGAUGAGACUAUUACAGCUAACCGCGGUACACCUGGUUUGCUAAAUGCUGGCAAUAUAGCAACUGCUGCCGUACAACCAGUCAGCACAGCUAACAAUAGCACCCUACUUGGCCAGUCGACAAACUUUUACAAUCCAAAUGAUUUUAUUACAUCCGAAAUGCCUGCUGAUAUAUUUGAGGAAUCUCCAUUAAUGCCCGUUGAUAGUUAUAAUCAGCAACAACAAAAACAACAACAGCAACUUCAAUAUGGUCGAACGAUGGCUAACAGUGGCAAGUUUUCUUCAUUUGUUGCGCGUGGUAAUAACAAUGGCAUCGGAGUAGCAGCUUCCAAUGGGGCCUCAACAUCUGCCGCUGCCGCAGCUGCUGCCAACCAAUUUAGCAACGACGACAAGCAGAGCAAUAAUGGCAAUUCUCUAGUUACCUCCCAACAACAACAACAACAGGGAAAGAACAAUAAUAAUGGAAAUAAUAUGUCUUUAGCUAAAUAUAAAAGUGGUGGCACGGGCACUGAGGAAGUUAUGCGGUUGAGUACUGGUGAUGAAGUCAAUGACCAUUUGGAAAAUGUACAGGAUGAAUUGGAGUCGCUUAAGGAUUUGCUACGAAGUGAUGGUUAUUCUUUAGAUGCGAACACGCUGUUGUGCAACGGAGAUGCUGCAAACAUGAAUACAACCAAUCGCAUUUCCCUGUCAUCACAACUGGAUGGGGAGUUUCUCACCAAGCUAUUCAAUGAUUCCGAUAUUUUAGGACCAUAUGGUUUGAAUUUGGUUAAUGAAUCCAACAAUGAGAAAAAAGGUUCUGAGCUUAUGUCCUACCAGCCAAUGUACGAUCUUUCCGACAUCAUAGAUAUCAAUGAGAAAAAUGAACUGGAAGCCGUUGAUCACACGAAUAGGCCCAGCAGCUCAAAGCAAUUGCCACAGUUGGAGCAACAACAGAGAGAGCCGCCGAGUGGUUUGAACACACCAUUCAAUGAUUAUUUUGCUAAUGCACCUGAACCAACUAACACACCGCGUAAAAAUGAAUCUGCAACUAUUUCCGAUAGUAAAGCUAAAAUCCCUAACUAGGACAGUCCGCACACUGUCAGCAACUAACUGUGUAUAUUAAAAACAAAACCAGAAUUGUAACAUGUUUAUUACCGUUAUGCAAAUAUGAAACUUAUACUAUUAAUAUGACAGACAUCACAUGAAACAUUUGAGGUUUUAAAAAUAUCAAAAAAUAUUUGAACAAUUUUCAUCAAAUUCACAGUUUUGGGGUAACAUCGAAGCUUUUUAAUUGUUAUGAAAUUAAUUGGAUAAUAAUUGAAUUUAAUAUUCUAUUAAUAUUGUUAUACUUUUGUAGUAAUUUGAAAUUUGCUAUAGUGUUAUAAGCUUGUUAACCUCUUCAUCCUAAAUAAUUUAAAUUCAAUACCAAAUUUUUGAAUGUAUUCUAAGAUGUAAAAUUAUAUUUUUUUCGAAGCCU